GUUGACAUACCUUUUAUAAAUGUUGUCAACAGAAUCCACUUUCUGACAACUUUCGGUGCUAAAAGGUGCUUAUCGUCUUAAUUAUCGCCUUAAACGAUUAGAUUAUAGUAUCAAAAAUCGUUCUGUGGGAAUUGUUAGCUAUGCUUCCUUCUCACUAAAAUUCUGCUAAUAAAUCUUAUACACAGGUUAGCAUUGAUUUAUUCUUUUGAGCGAUAAAAGUAUUAUAUCGACCUCAAUCGAAUGUUUCUCUUUACUCAUUUUACAUAGUAAUUAUUUGGCCUAUCGUCAGUCAAAAUGGCAGAUAGCGACGGCGGGAGUGACGGCGGGAGCGAUGGAGGAGAGUAUUUUGAGCCUAAAGCUGAUUUGGAUAAACUUACUGAAAAACAACAGAAAAAAAGAAUAAAAGAUAUUCAAAAAUGGAGAGUUUUUAUGGACUUUUUAUUCCGUCACGUUGCUAUAGCUACCUUCAAGUACAAUGUAUUCGAAGCUGAAAAUUUGGACAAUUUUUUAAAGGCCAUGGAUACGGCUGAACAUAUAAGGUCGACCAUGAAGUUGAAAAAGGGUGAAGAACCUAGGAUAAGCUCUUUCAGAACUAUGAAAGAUUCUGCUGAACUUUUACACCAAAGAGACUACCUACAAGAGGCGAAGGUUCUUCGUGGAUUUUUAGACGUUUCCGGUCGAAUGAAAGGACUGGGAAUGAUAGCAACAGGCUUCUUUAAAGCUUUGAAAAAAGGAAAAGUUAGAGGCCUUGACAAGUUAAAAUAUUAUGUUGACUUUUGGAAAGGCUUCUGCAUUAGGACCUACGACUACGGGCAAUUGGCAAUGAGAGGUGUCGAUCCAGACUCGCUUAGCGAGUUAGACAAACGAUUUUUGCCUUGGCUUUGCGCCGCUAAAACUGCAAUUAACCUUUCGCAAAAGUUUUUAAGAAGAUCGAGCGAGGCAACAGGUCUCGAUCUCAUGUCUGACGAUCCGGCGACAAUACAAAAGCAUAUGAAAGCAGCAGAAUUUAUAUUAGCCACAAAAAUGGAAGAGAUGCUAUUUGAAAGAGUCAGGCAAGAGACUAAAUCUUUCUUAUUAGGUACUCCUCUGCAACAAGCUGAAAAGACUAAACGCUAUGAUCUACCUGAAUUAGUUGAUGUUGAUUUAGCUUGGAUUCAACCUAUUAGGGAUGAUGCACUACUCUUACAACUACCUGAAGAGCCUCCAAAAGAUAAGAAAAAAGGUAAAAAAGGCAAAAAAGGAAAAGGCGGGGCUGCUGGAGCUAAAAAGAAGAAAAAGAAGAAAUAA
Dimorphilus gyrociliatus is the source of this 1287-nucleotide messenger RNA. Lineage: Eukaryota; Metazoa; Annelida; Polychaeta; Dinophilidae. The record is from the annotation of a GenBank genome assembly.